Colletotrichum tamarilloi is the source of this 2550-nucleotide messenger RNA. RefSeq names its product DNA repair protein rad5. Gene Ontology annotation, molecular function: ATP binding; ATP-dependent chromatin remodeler activity. Lineage: Eukaryota; Fungi; Ascomycota; Sordariomycetes; Glomerellales; Glomerellaceae. Bases 1 to 2550 code for a protein of 849 amino acids. The transcript has 10 exons. Gene Ontology annotation, cellular component: nucleus. Gene Ontology annotation, biological process: DNA repair. The record is from RefSeq and is a predicted model, not a curated record.
AUGUCGUCGGAUACUCAUCAUGGCGUAAAGCGAAGGCGAGUAGACGGGAACUUGAUAGCAUCCGGGUCAGUUCCUGUUGCAUACCAAGCUUCUGCCUCGGGAGAUGAGAAUCAGAUGACCAGGAAGAAGCUACCAGUGCCUACCAACAAUUUUUCUGUUGAAGAAUAUUCGCAGGUUAACUCUGAGUGGUUCGCUUGCGAAUUCCAAGAUCUUCAGGUGCCCAAUUUCGAGGACCAAGUUAUUUGUUUUGGAAUGCUCACGUCAUUGACCGCACAAUGGAUGACCGACGUUGAGAAGACCCCAGUAACGAACGUUCAUCUAAUUCUAGACAACGAAUGGCAACUGGUUUCUUCAACAAACCCAGAAUUCCGCGCGACUUUGGGCUCACACGGUCGUGAGUUGCUUGAGUUGUUUCACCGCGAAGGCAUCAGCAUUGAUAUUCUCGGGCUGCAAGCUGAGCAAGAGGUUGUAGAUGAUUAUAGCAUAUCACUAUGGAUAACAUUAUACGGAUCACGGGAAAUAGCCCAGGGAGUUGGUAGUACGCUGCAAGAAGCCGAGCUUUAUCUACAGGAUCCAGCUUUCUCUCUAACAGAUGUCGAAUACUUCAACCCGCAACGCUUCACUAAUACGGCGGGAAGUCGAACGACCGACUUUCGAACUGUCUUUCCAGAUGAUGACGAAGUCUCAGCUAGCAUGGAUGAGGCGCUGGUGGCCAUAGACGUGUUGAAGAGCGUUACUUCAACAACUGUGCGACGUGAGACGAGCGGUUCAUAUCUUCUUCGGACAGAGCUGCAAAGUCACCAGAAGCAAGGCUUGACGUUUAUGCUUGAACGAGAACGUGGCUGGCGAUUACAUGAGCCUAAUGGGGACGUGUGGUCUCAGCAUGUUGACGAGUUUGGGCGAACAACUUAUAUUAAUAAUGUCAACUCGUCGUUUCGUUGCACACCCCCUGUUCCUUUCAAAGGCGGGAUUCUUGCCGAUUUCAUGGGUCUCGGCAAGACACUCAGUAUGAUAUCACUGAUUGCCCAUGAUAAGCUCUGGGAGAGUGGAUCGCAAUCCGUGAGACAGGAACCGAAUUCGCUAGGUUCUGGUGGCGCCCUUAUUAUAGUGCCUCUCUCACUUCUCGACAACUGGGAAAAGGAAUUAACCAAACACCUUCUUGAGGGUCACUUCAACUGGCGUCGUCAUCACGCGAAAACCCAACUGAAAGAUGUGUGCCACUUGAGCACGAGUGACAUCAUCCUCACGACGUACACGACACUUGCGAAGGAGUGGAAAAUUCAUAUGCAGACCAAUGAGAGUCCAAUUUUUUCACAUGAGUGGCAUCGAAUCAUCUUGGAUGAAGCACAUGAGAUCAAGGACCUCAGGACAGCAAAAGCUCAAGCCAUAUGUGAGCUGAGAGGUGAAUGCAAGUGGGUGGUUACCGGAACACCAAUUCAGAACCGACUUUCUGAGCUCCACAGCUUAUUUCACUUCCUUGGGUUGCAUCCGUAUGAUGAUAAGAAAGCCUUUGACAGGGACAUAACGAACCCCUGGCUUCGCGGGGAAGAGACUGGUCCGGCAGCGCUGAAGAAAAUUCUCGGCUACGUUAUGCUGAGACGUUCGCAAGACACGAUAACCUUACCAGAACGACAGGAUCACCGGCGGCACCUUUAUCUGAGCUCCCAGGAGCAACGUUUGUACGACGCCGUCAAGAUCAAGACCAUUGAGUUUAUCGACAACGCGCUGGCAUCUCACAGAGGGGAAGAUAGCUACAGUAAUGCAUUGGAGAAAAUUAAUGCUCUGAGGCUUGUCUGCGAGCUGGGAUGUUUUCAGAAGCCUACAUCUUCCACGAGACUAUUGCCUAGAACACCAGAUCGACAGUCAACUCCACUUACACCCGGAAGAGAAAGAGAGGAGGACGAAGAUGUCCAGAAUGGCAGCAUUGCCGAAGCGAUCGACAACUUCUGUCCGCCUUUACCUAACCUUGAGUCUAACUGGACCCAAGAACCAAGCGGUAUGCUCUGUGGUUCCAUGCCCAUAGAUCAAUGGCCGACCAAGAUCAAAGCCCUUGUCAACGAUAUCAAAUGCUGCGUUCUGGGAACCAAAAGCAUCGUAUUUUCCUACCGGACAUCCAUCCUCGAUGUCGCAGAACUAGCUCUCAACGACGCUGGAAUCUGCUGCGCCAAGAUCGAUGGCAAAAAAAGCUUAAGAAAGAGGAGUCGUAUCAUUGACGAAUUCUCAAAGGCGGACGGGCCGUCCGUACUUUUGUUGUCCUUAGGUUGCGGCGCUGUCGGGUUGACGCUCACUGCUGCUUCGAGAGCCUAUCUGCUUGAACCACAAUGGAACCCGUCUAUUGAGGAGCAGGCACUGGCGAGGAUACAUAGAAUAGGGCAGACUCAAGAGGUCACAACCAUUCGAUUUGUGAUAAGCAAUUCCAUCGAACAGUAUGUCUUGGAUAUCCAGAACGGGAAGCGUGACCUCAUGAGUCUCCUGAGCUCAAAGCCUGCGACAAGUCAACAACUGACAGCCAAACUACAGGUAAAUCGAACGCUACCUUUCUACGCAUAA